AUGAUGCUGGCCAAGUUGGGGUAUGCGCCGGGGCAAUACAAUCCCAACUUUUGGCUACUUCUGCAUGGAGUUUACAUUGCUUGGUGGUUGGUUGGGUUGGGGGAGCCAACAUUUGAGCAGUUUAUGUACUUGUAUUCGAUCUCCAAGCAACAGGGAACCUUUGGCUGGGUACAAGCCAAUUGCCGGAAGGCAAAGGAGAGAGGUUAUUUUAUUGGGCAUAAGCCGAGUACGCAGAAGUCUUGGCGGAACAGAUGGUGCUUGGCCUAUGGUGAUUGGGAGUGUCCUCCAGGGAAGACCGUCUCCAGACACAUUCCAACCCACUUCCAGUCGAUAGGUUCGGUGAAGUGGGGACCGAUCUCCAAGGAGCGAGAAGACGAGGUUGAGAGAGUGAGGUCACUGUUGUCGGAGACCCAGCGUGAGCGUAGAAACUUAGUCACCCAGAAGAACCUGUACGAGUCCGGACUCUUGCAAGGGAUGGCAGGGAUCAUAAGGGGGAGCACGAAGGUGGCCAUGGAUCUAGAUGAUCCCGAGAUGCAGAAAUGGCUGAGGGAGUCUCGGGCCAAGAAGGCAGAGAAGGGAGGUGCUCAACAGGCUGCUGGGAGGCGUCCCAGAGAUGAUGAGGGCCUGGUCUCUGAUGUGCUGGGAAAAAAGAGAGCACUGGAUGAAGCUCACCGGAGUGUGAUGGGGACAGGGCCGAGGCUUCCUCCCUUUGACCCGCAGGCGCCGCUGAAGCUCCCCUUUGGUAUGGAUGAUGUUUACGCUGAGGGGGUAGAGAAGGUGGACUUCUCUGGGCUGCGUCGGCAGAAAAAGGAGGUGAACCUGGCCAUGCAUCGGCAUGAGGUUCCCUUGGUGAACGUCUUCCUGGAAGGCGUGAAGAGUGACCCAGAGGUUCUGGCGAGGACCUCGGCUACCUCCUAUGCAGAUCGGGCCCAGAAGACGCUCCUGACCCAGGCCUAUGCUUAUGGCGAGAUGUACGUGAAUAUGGCCAAGACGGAUAAGGAGAUCCAGAGGUUGAAGAGGCGCAAUGAGAUGGCCAAGGAUAAGAUAGCGGAGGCGCAGGAGGCCAUCCAAGAGAAGAACACCCUGGUGCUGCAGAAAGCGGCGAUGGCCAAGGAGAUGGAAGAGCUGAAGCGGUCGAGGGCCGAGGAGGUAGCUGCUGCCCGGGUCGAAGUGAUCGAGUCGUUUCGGGGGUCGGAGGAGCUGAGGAGCUACAUCAUGGAUCAGAUGGUGGCGAUGCAGCUGGGUUAG
Molecule: messenger RNA, 1248 nt
Organism: Prunus armeniaca (apricot)
Lineage: Eukaryota; Viridiplantae; Streptophyta; Magnoliopsida; Rosales; Rosaceae
Source: the annotation of a GenBank genome assembly